AGAAAGUAUCUCGUGCGCACGAGAAAGCAUUGGAUGCGUGCACGUGGUUUGAGGUGUGUUUUAAAAUGGCAGUUUAGGAGUUUAUGCGGCUCUAUUUCCAACAAAGACGUUCCCUCGCCCAUAAUCUCCCGUUGCUCAGCAGUUUUGAUACCUGUUAUUAAACAAAGAUGGCUGCAGUAGAUUUAUUCAUGUUCCUUCAAAUGCGGAAUAUACCUGAAAGUGUCAUCAACAAACUAAAAGAAGACAAGAUCGACACCAAUGUCAUAGGCAUUAUGACAGAUAAGGAGUUAAGCAAGUAUAUCGAAAGAUAUGGGGAUCGACUUGCGCUCAGAGCAUUUUGCCGUCAAAGAACUGUGACAAACGAAGAGUCGGGUGGAGCCGAGACAGUGAAGUCCUCCCUCAUGCAGAAAUUAAGAGACAGGUUAAGAACUCCUAAUACUGUACAAGGCACCGCUACUGGCCAAAAAAAUGCAGCCAAAAUCACCCGGCGGGUUGAAAUGGGAUAUGGCUCCACUUUGAGAGUGGAAUGUAUCACCAGGUUAGAACGAGAAAAGGAGGAGGAACACGGAAUCUGUCGGUCCAGAAAUCAGUGACUAUGGGUGAACUGUUGGAGACAGUUGGCAAAUGCUUGUUAUUUGCAAAUGGGCAUUCAUCAAAAGGACUGAUAGAAGACUUGGAGUUUGACAUUUGUGAUUACAGUCACAGUCCUGUGCCCCGUGAAGUCGCGGUGGGCCAGCUGUACGAACAGACUAAACUAAAAAUGCUACGCGUCUACACAGCCACCAAGUCUAACAACAUUCUACUUCUCUCUGAUGAAUCACCGGACAUGGAGCCAACACAGAAAACGCCGCUGAAGAGAAGAGAGACAAUCAGCCAGUCAAGAUCUGCAACUCCUGAGAUGGGUAACACAGGGCUCCUGCAUACACAACCUACUGAGGAUGUUGGCAGUCAUACUCAGCAGUCAACAAGAAGGCAUGGAUCUGAAGAUGACUGUUUAACGCCUGUGCCAAGUCAAGAUGCAGACCAGUUGUUAAGUGAUGUCUCAGAUUCCCCUCUUAAUCCUGCCAUUCAACAAUCUCUUGAGGACUCUGAAGUGAAGUUUGGACCCAUUGUUGGUGAUGAUAGUGAUUCUCAAGACACCACACUUCCCUGGAAUCCACAUGACUUGAGCAGCAUGCAGCAUUCCACAUUCAAUGAUGGUCCUGUAUCAUCAAGUUGUCUUCCAGCAUCACCAGAUCCAUUUGACAAAGAAAUCCUUAUUUUGAAAUUAAGACGAGUAAACAUAGUUGAUGAUGUCCUUAAUGUCUUCAUGGAUCCAAAAGUACUGAAUGCUCGUCUAAGAAUGGAGUUUACAAAUGAGAAAGCUAUGGACAGUGAUGGUGUGUCAAGAGAGGCGUACUCCGCAUUCUGGGACCACUUCUUGGACCAGUGUGAGGGGGAAGAUGAACGAGUACCCAGGCUACGACCAAACUAUUCUGAGAAGAAAUGGCAAGCGCUCGGAAGAGUGUGGUUGAAAGGAUACCUGAACCACAAAAUCCUACCAAUCAGACUGUCACCAGCCUUUGCUCUUGCCUGUUGUAAAGGAGUUAGCUCAGUGGAUGAAGAACUAUUAAUGAUGUCAUUUGCCAGAUUUCUUUCAGAAAAUGAGCGUGUGUCGCUUGAAAAAGCACUACAGGGUACCAUUGAUGAAAUUGUUGAGGAGGACUUACUUGAUGUCUUCUCCAGAAUGGGCUGACACUGCCUGCCCCCUAAAAACAAUUUACGGGCUGCUAUUUUAACAAUGGCCCACAAAGCUCUUCUUCAAGAGCCAAAGUUUAUAAUUGACUGUUUCCACUCCAGUGUUCAUAAUGCUAUGCCAACGCUCAUAACCACAGACAACAUAAUGGAGAUAUAUGAAUCUAAGAGGCCAACUAACAAGAAAGUGGCCCAGAUGAUAAAACCAUCACUUGAAAGCCUAAAUCCACAAGAGCAGACUGCUCUUAACCACCUGCUACGGUAUGUGAGAAGCAUCGACCAAAGAAAAUUGGAGAUUUUCUUACGCUUCUGCACAGGAUCUACUGUGCUGUGCAAAGACACAAUUGAAGUCAUUUUUAACACAUUGUGUGGUUUAAGUCGCAGGCCUGUAGCACACACAUGUGGAGCAGUUCUUGAGUUACCAUGCACUUACAUCACAUACCCUGAGUUUCGCAAAGAAUUUGAUAAUGUCUUGUCUGGUGACUGCUUCACAAUGGAUAUUGUGUAGUGAAUGGAAAGCACAUCUAUCUUCUACACUGAGUUUUGCAUUUGUCUGAUGCAAAACUGUUUCUACAGAUUUUCAUUUAUUGUUCUUAUUAAAACAGAGACCGUUUACAUUUUUUAAAUAGUUUUAUUUUCUUAUUUUUUCUGUAAAUUGUUAGUACAUUGAGAUUCAGUUUUUUUUCCACAAGACAGUUUAAUAAUUUUGAUAAGUCAGCAGGGUCUGUUCUCAUAGGUAAAUGUCCCUUUUUGUACAAUUAUUACAUUUUCAUGUGCAUCUUUUAUACAAUUGUUAUUCUGAAUAAUGUUCAGAAUUUAUGUCAUCAUUCAACAAACAAGUUCAUGUUCAAUGCAAGUACAAUACAUUUCUAAUGGUUGUUCAGUUCUGUUCAUUUCCUCUUUCAUGUCCUGCCUUGUUUCUCUUUGCAGUCAGUGUGCAUAUAGUGACAUAUCAAUCCUAUUUGCACCUCAGUUUUGCUGCAAAAUGUUCUUAAUGUUUGUGGCAUAGCACUGUUCAAGUGUAGUCAGUGUGGACAUGUUGUAGCUCUGAAUAAUCUGAAUAAAAAUCCAUCUCAAAUUA
Nerophis ophidion (straightnose pipefish) is the source of this 2815-nucleotide messenger RNA. RefSeq lists its product as uncharacterized. Gene Ontology annotation, molecular function: ubiquitin-protein transferase activity. NCBI's taxonomy places the organism in Eukaryota, Metazoa, Chordata, Actinopteri, Syngnathiformes, Syngnathidae. Bases 527 to 1735 code for a protein of 402 amino acids. The record is from RefSeq and is a predicted model, not a curated record. The transcript is spliced from 4 exons.